Exophiala viscosa is the source of this 1800-nucleotide messenger RNA. RefSeq lists its product as uncharacterized. The coding region runs from base 133 to 1800 and encodes 555 amino acids. NCBI's taxonomy places the organism in Eukaryota, Fungi, Ascomycota, Eurotiomycetes, Chaetothyriales, Herpotrichiellaceae. The record is from RefSeq and is a predicted model, not a curated record. The transcript has 2 exons.
UGUGUCUGACCCCACGAAUUCUGGUCGAAGCUUGGUCUUGGUCUUGGUGGCCGGGGAUAUAUACGCGAUAGAUCGAAGGGCAUCUCAUAGUUUGAUUUGGAUCACCAAGGAACAGAAGAAACAAGUUUCAUCAUGGGCAGCAUCGACUAUUCAGACUUCAGAAUCUUGACACCAUGUGCCAUCUUAGGCUAUGGGUUCAGAAGCGACCACUUCUGGCUGGGCAUCGACAAAUACAAGCCCGCUGCUAUCGUCGUUGAUGCAGGUAGCACCGAUGGCGGACCAUAUAAGUUGGGGAUGAAUAAAAUGACUUGCGGGAGAGAAAGCUACAUCAGAGACCUGACCCAUAUGUUGCAAGCUUGCUUUUACCGCAAGAUCAAAGUGCUGAUAUCCUCAGCUGGCGGCGAUGGCAGCAACAAGCAUGUCGAAGAAAUGAUCGGCAUCAUCAAGGAGAUCGCAGUUACCCACAAGUUUUCCUUCAAGGUCGCCACGAUCACGACGGACAUCAGUCGAGAAAGCAUUAAAGCUAGAAUCGUCAAAAGUCAAGUUCAUCCUUGUGGUCCCGUCGCCGAUCUCACAGAGAUAAAUGUGGACGAAGCUGUCGAUAUCGUUGGUCAGAUGACAGAUCCGGACAUCAUCCUCUCUGGGAGAUCCUAUGACCCCUCACCUUUCGCCGGGUUCUGCCUUAGCCGUGGGGUCGAUCCUGGUGUUGCAUGGUAUAUUGGAAAGAUCAUGGAAUGCGGCGCAUUUUGUGCUGUGCCCAAAGGACGGACCAUGGUCGCGACAGUCAGACAAUCAUCAUUCGACUUGACACCGGUCUCGCCAUUUGAACAAUGUACACCUGUCUCGGUCGCUGCUCACACCCUUUAUGAGAAGACUCGGCCAGACAGACUCCCAGGGCCAGGUGGUGUCCUGCACUUGGACUCCGCUCAGUACAAGACACUCGAAGAUGGUCGUACCGUUCGGGUUUCUGGGGCUAGGUUCGUGCCGACGCCCAUCUACCAGAUUAAGUUGGAGGGUGUGGAAAAGCUAGGACACCGAACAAUCUUCAUUGGCGGUAUCCGUGAUCCAAUCUUGAUUGCCCAAAUCGACGACUUUUUGGAGCGAGCUCGAGCAUAUACGAAAAAGAUGUUUCCGGAGCUGGACAAAGACGAGCAUUGUCAGCUCAGGUUCCAAGUGUAUGGCAAGAAUGCAGUCAUGGGUCCACUCGAGCCGACCACGACGGCUGCACAUGAGAUUGGAGUCCUCGGCGAGGUUGUUGCUCCCACAAAAGAGAAAUCUCACGCAAUCGCCAACAAUGUACGAGCAUCAAUUCUGCAUAUGCCAUAUGAAGGACAGAUGGCGACGGCCGGCAACUUUGCGUCACCAUUGUCACCGCACGAGCAGGAUGCAGGUGAAGUGUUCAGGUGGAACGUUUACCAUCUCAUCGAUUUGCAGCCCGGGGAGGAACUCAGCAUGUUCCCGAUAAACAGUGUCAACAUCGACAGCAGCGAGCCUGCUGAGCCUGAACCAACACAUUUCUCACCGGAAGAGCUCGAAGAGUUCACCACUGGUCAACCGAAGCCGCUGGUGCCGAAAGUGGUGCCCCAAGAAGAGGCAUUGAUGAUGGAUGUGGCCAAAAUUGUUCGAUCCAAGAAUAGCGGACCAUUUGAGAUGACUUUCGACGUCAUGUUCGACGACCUCGCAACAUACCAACGUGUCAAAGCAGCCAAUGUCCUGACGAAUGAUGUGAUAGGACGUCUGUAUAAUGUUCAGGAGCAAGACAUACUGACAAAUAUGUUCUUUGAGCCGGCGAGAGCUUGA